UCUUCUCAUUCCGUUUCGGUCCUCGGUCGAGUUUGCACGCACGCACCACUGCGCUCUCUGCUGCCGUCGUCGUCCGCCACCAGCAGAAGGAGGGAGGAGAAAAGAAGCAAAAAGUGACAAGAAGCAAAUCGGUGACUGCGGGUGUGUGUGUGUGUACGCGCGCGGGGUGAAAAAAUAAAAAGUGACUGCAAAAUCCGGAUUAAUCGCGGCGAGGAUUGGGGAGUUUGCCUUCGGGUUGAGAGGCUGCCCCGUGCCGGAAGUGGUUGCAAGAAUCCGGUUGAAGAAAUCUGUGGAGGUUUGGGUUUAAAUUAGAAAAAGAAGGGAAGAUUUUCGCAGCGCCGCUCCCUCUACCCCUCCCACCACCGUCGAAGAGAGUGCAGAAAAAAAGAACGUCAAGAAAAUUCGAAGCAAAUCGCAGCAGGCCACGGAACAAGUGUUGCCGAUUGCGGUCGGAACCAGACCACUGCGGAAGGUGGUCGUGGCCACCAGCGCCACCGUCAUCAAACCAAGAAGAAUCCCUUGAAAAGCAAGGAAAGAAGAAGGUUUUUCUCUUGCCCUUCUCCCUGCCAAGUGUGUGUGUGUGUGUGAGUGCGUGUGUGUGCGUCCGUGCCUGAGUGUCUGUGUGUGUGUGAGUGCGUACGUGUGCGAGGGUUGCGAAAGCGCAGUCGAUUUUCUCCGGUGGAACCGGAAACCGUCACGUCAUCGGCGGAAUCUUUGGAGGAAGCAAAACACCGGAAAGCCGUCGCCGUCGUCAUCUUCGUCAACAAAAACAAGCGCCGGAACAAUGAUGGUGGCCACCGUGCAGCGCUCGUCCGUGUGCCAUGGAUCAUUCUAAGACGAAGAAGUCUUCAACCCAGGACUGUUACGAGUUUCUCGACUUGAGCGACGUGGAUGACGGCGUAAAGGACGCCCUGGCUUCGACACUCAACACCACCACGCAGCAACCUGGCGGUGGCAUUCCUGCGGCUGCGGCAGCAGGUGGCGGCAAACCCAAACAGCAACAGCAAUACCAUUCCUAUCGUCCCCGGCGCCGCCAAUCGAACGCGUCUUCGGUAAUGUCCUCGUCGGACGGUUCCGGGGUGUACGACUACCCGCCGAGCUCGUCGGCGGCGGCGGCCACCUUCCCGUACCCCUUGGAGUACCACCAACCGUCGCAACAACAAAGUCCCCAAAACCAUCCUACUCCCCAACAACAACAACACCAUCAACACUACUUCCCGUACGCGGCGGCCACGACCGCGAUCGUUGCUCCGUACGAGGAUGGAGGUGUGACGGACCGCUCCACCGGAAGUGGUGGCGGUCCACCCUCACGGUACCACUACCAGAAGCGACAAAAAGAUGGCGGCGGCAACUCGCGGCCACCGUACCAGCAGUACCAGCAACACUAUCAACAUCACCAUCACUACAACCAAUCCUGGUCGCCACCUGCUGCCGCUGCAGCGUCCUCUUCUUCGGCUUCUUCCUCGUCAACAGCUGCAUCAACCACAGCAACAACACUGCCAAACACCUCUGCAAACGGUAACGUAGAGACGACGUACUACAACACCACGACCACCACCGCCUCCAAAACGGCAGACUACGGCGAAACCGGUUCCGGCGAACAGCCGCCACACCACCACCAGCACCACCAAUCCCACCACCAGCAGCACUACUACGGCAGCUAUCGCGUGGGCCCCUCGGGACGUUCGUACCGCCGACGGUCGGAAACGUACGGUGCCACCUCGACCACGACGACGUCCAGCAGCAGCAGCACGUCGGCGGUGACCGCAACGACGACCUCGACAACGACGAGCAUGCCGCCGCACACCAACACUCCCCACUACCAGCAGCAGCAGCAGCAGCAGCAACAGGGACAACAGAGUCAGCAGCAGCAAUCUCAACCGAAUGUGACGAGGGGGGGAGAGCAAGGGUCGGUUGCUCCGCAGCAGCAGCAGCCGAUCUACCCGUCGCAGCCGAUUCCCGCUGGAUAUAUGGUGGGGGGACCGCACGCGAAUGCCGCCAUGUACCCGAUGCAGGUGAUUCCGCAGCCCGGGAAUGUGUACGUGAGCAACUUGACCGCGAAUGUCAACGUUCAUGGGUUCAUGCCGCACGGGAUGCCCGGCUAUAUGGCGGCGGCGACGACGGGAACUCCGUCGGGUCCGGCAGGGGCUGCGUACAUUGCCAGUGAGGUGCCUGGGCACGAAAUGCAGCAGGUUAUGACGCCGCGCGAUGGCAGGACGGCUGCGAUGCGCAGAAAUGGAACGAGUGGGAGUAACGGGAGCACGGGCGGUCGUAACGGGAGUCGGCUUGGAAGUACUCCGAGACCGGCGCGGAAUUACGUGCCCCAUCACUUGCAGCAGCAGCAGCAGCCGGCAGCGUCUCAACCGGUGAUUAUUCAGGCACCGAUGCCGCAACCUGCCCAGUCGCAAACCCAGCAGUCUGCCGGUGGACAGCAGCCGCAGCAAUCGCAAACGUCUCAACAGAGUCAGCAGCAGCAAGGCCAGUCGCAGCCUCAAACGCCGGAUAUUGUUCAGCAAGCGCCGCAGCAGCAGCAACACCCGGCAAUGGCGAUGGAACCUCAACAGGUGCCGUACGGAUACAGCGGAGGAUAUUACAACUAUAUCCCGAUGCAGUUCUAUCAACCGGUCCCGAUGGGUCAUCACCCGUCGGCCCAGCACGCCGCCGGAGCUCCGAUCUUCCAGGUUCCGAUGUACUCGGCAGCCCCGAUGUACGGCUAUCCCGGAGUCAUGUACCCGACCAUUUAUCAGCCCGAGUAUCCGAUGUACGACGAUAAGGGAGACGAGCAGAACCCGCAGCCCUCGCCGGAGGAAGGUGGCGUGAUGCACCAGGCCCUUUGGCAGCCCCCGACAAUGAUCGAGUACAACCCGGAGUCGGGCGAGUACAUUCAGCACGAGGAUGAUGAGGGCGCCAUGCUUCCGCCGGGACCACCCCAGAUGCAACCGAUCGCGCACGUCCUCGAUCCGAACGUGCCCAACUUUACCAUGCAAAUGGGACCGCCUACGCCGAUCCCCGACGACGAGUACGCCCCGUCAGAGGAGUACAACGCCAACACCAUGAUGUCACCGGCCCCCUCAUCCCGGGCCUCGUCCCUUCAGAACCUGACGCAGAGCGAAAUGUACCUAGUGCCACAGCAACAGCAACCUCAAGAACCUCAACAUCUACACCAACAGCAGCACAUGCAAAUGAUGGACCUCGAGGAGGUCGCCAUGCACGAACAAGCCAUGGUCGACCACGAGGGCAACUACCUGAUAGAAGAAGAAGAAGAAGAAGAAGAUGAUGAAGAAGAGAUCCAAAGCUACCAGCAGCAGGAACCUCCAAUGUCACCAUCGCCACCACCACCCCAACAACAACAACAACAACAACACAUCCACGUGCAAUCGCCCCACGAAAUGGUGUACAACCCGGAACCAAUCCAGCAGCAAAUGGUAGUUGUCGAACAGCAGCCGGCUCUGCCGAUCCAAGAAACCCCCCAACCGGAAGUCACGCAAGUCUGUGAACCGGAACCGGCCGUGCGCGAGGCUACGCCUCCUCUUCCGCCUCCCACGUCUGCUGUUGUAACGUCCACUCCGCCCAUUCCGCUACCGAUUCAACUAACGCUCGUUCCUCCACCCCAGCUCGACAAACCACCACCGCCGAUUCCGUUCGAGAUCCUCAAGCACCAGCAUGAGCAGCAGCUGCAAAAGCAACAGCAGCAACAGCAACAGCUCCAACAAACCGCGCAAUCCCAAACUCAACCCCAAUACAAUGACACCAACAACAAUAACCAGAAAAAGAAGACAAACGAGGUGGCGCUGGCGGCCACACCGGGCGCCUCCGUUGAGCCGCAACCGGCGAAGGAAUCGGCCUCAAAACCAAAUCAGACCCAGCAAACGUCGUUCAAAAGCCAAACCUCGGACGAACUCGCCAAGCUGACGCGAGCCGUCCAGGAGAAGUUUGUCCUGAACGAUGACCGCGGCAAGUCGUCCUUCCGGUGGGCAAAUCCCAACGCACCGGUUGCGACCACCACGAUUGCGUCGUUCACCUCACCAACGACCACGGUCGUAACGGGUCAACCGAUGCAGAAGAAGACCACCGCGUCGGUGUCGGUUUCGGCCAUCCCGAACAAAGAGUACACUCCCGCGACCUCGACUUCCGCCGUCAAGCCUUACCAGAAGAAUACCUCGCCGAUUCCGUUCACGGCGCUCGGCUCGACUGCGACGCCACUGGCCGCGAUGCAGCACAAGCAACCCUUGGCUCCGCAAAAGUCCUACACCGAUUCGUCCGUCGGCGUCGUUGCCACUGCCCCGACCAUGGAGUCCAAGAAGGUCGAAGCGAUCCCGCAUCGCGAACCGCCCCACCACAUCCAACCUCCGCCGGGACCGCCCCCGCUGCUGUCCGUGCCGCCGCCAGUCAUUCCGGCACCAUCGUACGCGCCGCCCCCACCGGCCGCGACUCCAGCCGUCGCCGCACCGGCCAAGUCCUGGGCCAGCCUGUUCAACUCGUCGUCGUCGUCCUCAUCUGCUUCCGCCCCAGCUCCGGCUCCAACCGCAGCACCAUCACUGGCCCCGUCGACGGCGAUUACCGCUGGCCCGCCGCCAUCUUCCACCAGUGCAAACCCAGCGCUUCCCACGCACUCACCCUUCGCCGCCUCCUUCAUGCCCGCGCUAGCCCGUUCCGGGUCCGGCCACACUCCGGCAGAGGCCGCGUCCAUUCCGUCGAAGAAACCCAUCGCCAAGGUGCUUCCGUUCGACAAGAGCGGCGCCUCAGCGAGUAUGUCCUACUCGGCGGCGGCCAACCAAACAACCUCGACGCAACCCAAACCCAACAAACCAAACCAGCCCCAGCAGCAGCAGCAGCACCAGCAACAGCACCUCGGAAAGGUCCCCGAUCAGCUGGACGAGAACACCCUCAAACUGGGAGAAUUCCUCAACACGUACCAGAUCGAGAACAACAGCAUCAGCAUCCAGCCGCGCGGUCUCAUCAACCGCUCCAACUACUGCUACAUCAACGCGAUCCUGCAAGCGCUGGUCGCGUGCCCUCCGUUCUACCACCUGAUGCGCGCCAUCCGGUCGCUGCCGGCCGCCCGCAACAGCAAACACCCCAAGCCGUUCAUCGAUGCCAUGACCGCACUGGUGGCGGAGUUUUCGACCCUGCCGCUGCGCUCCAAGGUCGCGCGGGACAAGACCAAGAAGGACGAAACGCCGGACAUUACCACCGAUACGCCGCUGGAACCGGUCGUCAUCCACAAGAUACUGGCCCUGCUCCGGUCGGACAUCUUCCAGGUCGAGGGCCGCCAGGAGGACGCCGAGGAGUUCCUCGGCUGUGUGCUGAACCGGCUCAACGACGAGAUGUUGGAGCUGAUGAAGCUGAGCAAGAACGAGUCGGAGGUGAACGGCAGCAGCGGCAACAGCAGCGCCGAAGAGUCCGGAGAUGGGCACGGUGACGACCAGGACGAUUGGAAGGUCAUCCGUGGCAACCGGAACAAGGGCACCAUCACGCGCACCACCGACUUUGGCCGCUCGCCGAUGAGCGACAUCUUCGGGGGGAAGCUGCGGUCGCGGGUGCACCGCGAGGGCGACCACCCCACGGACAACAUUCAGCCGUUCUUCACGCUGCAGCUCGACAUUGAGAAAGCGGCCUCCGUCAAGGACGCGCUCGAUCUGCUCGUCGGCAAGGACCAGCUAGAGGGCAUGACGUGCUCCAAGACCAAGCAGGAGAUCCAAGCGUGGCAGCAGGUCACACUGGAGGAACUGCCGAUCGUGAUGAUUCUGCACCUCAAGUGCUUCGACUACAAGAUGGACGGCUGCACCAAGAUCCUCAAGACGUUGGAGUUCCCGAUCGAGCUGAAGAUCGAUUCGAAACUAAUGUCCUCCAAGGGCAAGGCGUACACGGCCAAGCAGAAGCAGUACAAGCUGUUCGCGGUGGUGUACCACGACGGCAAGGAGGCCUCCAAGGGGCACUACAUCACGGACGUGUUCCACGCCGGGUACGGCACCUGGAUCCGGUACGACGACAGCACGGUGCGGGCCGUGCCGGAGUUUAACGUGCUCCACCCGAAGGCGCCGCGCGUGCCGUACCUGCUGUACUACAGACGGCUGGACACGCACUACCACGGUGGCGGUGGGGCAGGAGCUGGAGCAGGAGCGCCAGCCGGCGGCGCCCCGGCCGGCACUGCCAGCAGCAACACCAACAGUAGCAACAUUAGUAGUAGUAACAACAAUAGUAACAGUAACAACAGCAGCAGCAGUGCGAAUAGCAGCACCAACUACAGUUCCGGUGGCGGCAGCUACUACGGUGGUGGGCCCGGCCCCAAGUGAACGGGAGAAAAGCUCAGUGAAAAGUGCGCGAAAAAGGACGUUUUCUGUAAGCUAGGAUUGUGCGAGGAAGCAGCAGAAGGUAGUUUUUAAGAGUGUGUGCGUGUGAGAGCUAGUGAGUACGUUGAACGAAACCGCGAUCAAAUCGUGAGAGAUCAACGAAAAAAAAAAGAGCAAAACAAAUCAUCAGAUAGUGUGAGCGAGCGGCGUGAUUAAGGGAUUUACGAAAAUUGUUACUUUAGUUUGUUAGGAUUAGAACGGGCUUCUUUUUUCAUCAUCAUCAGUUUGUUAUCACAGUUAGUCGUUUAUUUUUGAUUUUUUUUUUCUUCACUCAUCCCCCUUCACAUUUAGUAAGACUAAUUUUGGCGACCAAGCAAGGUCGUUUUGUGUGUGCGCGCGCGCGAUCGUGAGUUAUGCGAUGGCUCUAAUAUUAUUAUCUCCAACCGAACGAUUAGUACUACAAAUACUAUUAUCAGCUAAAAAUUGUUCUAAAUUCAAACUAAAUUAGAGAAAGAGCACACUAACGAUAAAUUAUUAAACUUUAUUCAAGAUUUAAACUAGGCAAAACAGAAGAGUAGCGCGUGGAACAAUUGAAAAAAAUCUUAGGGGAUUGUUGUUUUCAUUAUCUUAGAGAUAUUAUUACUAUUAUUAUUAGCAGCAAGAUAGUUGUAAGGUGUAAUGCAGGCUAUGGCAAGAUGCUGCCGGACGCCAUAAGUGCGUGUUUGCUUCGCGCGCUUGCGCGCUUAUGGCGUUCGGAGAAGGAACAGGAAAGAGUGCGCAGGGUUAGCCAAGAACAAUUAACUUUUUAAAUAUGUUAAUUAAAUUGUUUUUUUUUAUUUACUUAUAUUUGCGAAAGAGCGUGAGCUGCCUACCCGUUGUGGCGAGCAGAAAAAAUAAAACAAAUAAAAGGUAAA
This is a messenger RNA of Culex pipiens pallens (northern house mosquito), 7207 nucleotides long. RefSeq names its product proline-rich protein 36 (gene Usp10). Gene Ontology annotation, molecular function: cysteine-type endopeptidase activity; cysteine-type deubiquitinase activity. Gene Ontology annotation, cellular component: cytosol; nucleus. Lineage: Eukaryota; Metazoa; Arthropoda; Insecta; Diptera; Culicidae. The record is from RefSeq and is a predicted model, not a curated record. The coding region runs from base 822 to 6296 and encodes 1824 amino acids. Gene Ontology annotation, biological process: regulation of autophagy; protein deubiquitination; DNA damage response, signal transduction by p53 class mediator. The transcript has 9 exons.